Molecule: messenger RNA, 1088 nt
Organism: Annulohypoxylon maeteangense
Lineage: Eukaryota; Fungi; Ascomycota; Sordariomycetes; Xylariales; Hypoxylaceae
Product: ubiquitin-like protein
Exons: 2
Coding region: 408-719 (103 amino acids)
Biological process (GO): protein sumoylation
Cellular component (GO): nucleus; septin ring
Molecular function (GO): protein tag activity; ubiquitin-like protein ligase binding
Source: RefSeq, a predicted model, not a curated record
ACUUCACCACCGCAAUCGCUUCACUUUUUUAAUUCUCUUCUUCUAAACUACAUUUUGCCAUCAUUUUCUUCCCACACCCCCGAAUUACUCCCAGAUACCCGAGCUGAAUAUAUUCAGUUCUUCAUACCUCAAUAUCCUCAAAGGCUUCUCUAGUUCUUAAGCGAUUUCCACACCUUGUCUACUUUGAGUUGUGAGUCUUUCCAUUCCACCGCUGUGCAAUUCACGCCAUUAGAGUUACCAACUUCCACCUCUUCCAACACGCCUACAAACCCACAACUAACAAUCGACGCCCCCUUCGGCGAUCCCAACAUAUAGGCAGCAAAUAAAGCUCUUCAUCAAGGCUAUACCACCGCAUAGAAACCCUAUAACAUUCCCAACGCCUGCACGGAAUAACCCCCAUACCCAAGAUGUCCGGAGAAAACGAUAGCGGAAGCCCUGCGGCUGAGCGCUCUGACGCCCCUGCCGGCGGCAGCGAACACCUGAACAUCAAGGUGACCGACAACAACAACGAGGUCUUCUUCAAGAUCAAGAGAUCUACCAAGCUCGAGAAGUUGAUGACAGCCUUCUGUGAGCGCCAAGGCAAGAGUGUCGAAGCUGUCCGUUUCUUAUUCGAGGGACAGCGAGUGCAGAAGAGUGAUACACCCGACUCCCUGGAGAUGGCAGACGGUGAUACCCUAGAAGUUCACCAGGAGCAGGUUGGUGGCGCGUGCCGCCGUUAACACUAUCAACCUCAUCAGAGUUAGCAGAAUCAGUGUCAACAAAAUGACAUUGAAUCAUACAUGGAUUAAGGACUUCGGGGAAUGGAGUAGGGGUUCGUGAUAUACCUCGAGCGGAUGACGGUAGAAAGCAACAAGGGUCCCUGAUGAUUGAUCUCUCUCUUAUCGUCUCGGAACCUAAAAAUGGUCAUUCAUAGACCCUCGUCGCCACUCUCCCUACCCCUCUAGGUAAGGGUUAAGGAGCAUCUGUCAUCUAGAUUCCUGCUUUUGCAAAUCUUUCAGAAGUAAUUUCUUCCCAUCAAUUGAGAAUCAGCGGCUAAAUCUCGAACGAGAAGCUGCCUUCGUCAUUGCCGCCAUAUGGCUAUUAUUCUA